Lacerta agilis (Sand lizard) is the source of this 3522-nucleotide messenger RNA. RefSeq names its product glucosamine (UDP-N-acetyl)-2-epimerase/N-acetylmannosamine kinase (gene GNE). The record is from RefSeq and is a predicted model, not a curated record. Gene Ontology annotation, molecular function: hydrolase activity, hydrolyzing O-glycosyl compounds; N-acylmannosamine kinase activity; UDP-N-acetylglucosamine 2-epimerase activity. Lineage: Eukaryota; Metazoa; Chordata; Lepidosauria; Squamata; Lacertidae. The transcript has 12 exons. Bases 111 to 2378 code for a protein of 755 amino acids. Gene Ontology annotation, biological process: UDP-N-acetylglucosamine metabolic process.
GUGGAGAAUGGAAUUCAGGUGCCCAUCAGAGCAUCUCCCGGGGAAAGCCAAGAGUUGCUUCGCCCGCUAGAGCAGGAGGAGAACGCCCAGAAGCUGAGAUUCUCUACAGGAUGGGGAGCAACGUGCGCCUUCGCCGGGAGCAGCAGAUCCCCCUCGGUCCCCAUGAACUAUAUUUCACGAACCUUUCUAAACAGAAACAAAAGCGAGUAAUGGAGAAGAAUGGGAACAACCGGAAACUUCGGGUUUGUGUUGCUACCUGCAACAGGGCUGAUUAUUCCAAAUUGGCCCCAAUCAUGUUUGGCAUUAAAGCAGAGCCACAGUUCUUUGAGCUGGAUGUUGUGGUUUUGGGCUCCCACCUGAUUGAUGACUAUGGUAACACUUACCGUAUGAUUGAACAGGACGACUUUGACAUCCACACUAGGUUACACACAAUAGUGAGAGGAGAAGAUGAGGCAGCCAUGGUGGAAUCUGUAGGCCUUGCCUUGGUCAAGCUGCCAGAUGUCCUCAAUCGUCUGAAGCCUGACAUAAUGAUAGUCCAUGGAGACAGGUUUGAUGCUUUAGCAUUAGCAACAUCUGCAGCCUUAAUGAACAUUCGAAUUCUUCAUAUUGAAGGCGGAGAAGUCAGCGGUACUAUAGAUGACUCCAUCAGACAUGCCAUAACCAAGCUGGCUCAUUACCAUGUGUGUUGCACAAGAAGUGCAGAGCAGCAUUUGAUAUCUAUGUGUGAAGACCACGACCGUAUCCUCUUGGCAGGCUGCCCUUCAUAUGAUAAGUUGCUAUCUGCCAAAAACAAGGACUACAUGAGCAUUAUCCUCAUGUGGUUAGGUGAAGAUGUAAAACCAAAGGAUUAUAUAAUUGCUUUACAGCACCCAGUGACCACAGACAUUAAACAUUCCAUAAAGAUGUUUGAAUUGACUUUGGAUGCCUUAAUCUCUUUUAACAAGAGAACGUUGGUUUUAUUUCCAAAUAUUGAUGCAGGGAGCAAAGAAAUGGUUCGGGUAAUGAGGAAGAAGGGUGUUGAACACCACCCUAAUUUUCGAGCAGUAAAGCAUGUUCCAUUUGACCAGUUCAUUCAGCUGGUGGCUCACGCUGGCUGUAUGAUUGGAAACAGUAGCUGUGGUGUGCGAGAGGUUGGGGCAUUUGGUACUCCUGUCAUCAAUCUUGGGACACGCCAGAUAGGAAGAGAAACAGGUGAAAAUGUCCUUCACGUUCGUGAUGCUGACACCCAGGACAAAAUACUGCAAGCUCUGCACCUCCAGUUUGGGAAACAAUAUCCUUGCUCAAAGAUAUAUGGAGAUGGGAAUGCUGUUCCAAGAAUCCUAAAGUUUCUUAAGUCUAUUGAUCUUCAAGAACCCCUUCAGAAGAAAUUCUGCUUCCCUUCUGUAAAGGAAAACAUCUCUCAAGAUAUUGACCAUAUCCUUGAGACCCAGAGUGCUUUGGCAGUGGAUCUGGGUGGAACAAACCUCCGAGUAGCAAUUGUCAGCAUGAAGGGUGAAAUAGUUAAGAAAUAUACCCAGCUGAAUCCAAAAACUUAUGAAGACAGAAUAGAAUUGAUCCUUAAGAUGUGUGUAGAAGCCGCCUCAGAAGCAGUAAAUCUAAACUGCAGAAUUCUGGGUGUGGGUAUUUCUACAGGUGGACGAGUAAAUCCCCGAGAAGGCGUUGUUCUUCAUUCCACAAAACUUAUUCAGGAGUGGAAUACUGUUGAUCUGCGUACUCCGAUAUCGGAUGUGCUUCACUUGCCAGUGUGGGUAGACAAUGACGGUAACUGUGCAGCUCUGGCAGAGAGAAAAUUUGGGCAAGGAAAAGGAGUGGAAAACUUCGUAACCCUCAUCACUGGUACAGGUAUUGGUGGUGGAAUCAUUCAUCAGAAUGAAUUGAUCCAUGGAAGUUCUUUUUGUGCUGCUGAGCUUGGACACAUUGUAGUCUCUUUAGAUGGACCCGAGUGCCUGUGUGGGAGCCAUGGAUGUAUCGAAGCGUAUGCUUCUGGAAUAGCCUUGCAGAGAGAAGCUAAGAAGUUGCACGAUGAGGAUUUAUUGUUAAUUGGGGGGAUGUCUGUAAUGAAGGAAGAGGCAGUAACUGCUGCACAUCUCAUCCAGGCAGCCAAACUAGGAAAUACAAAAGCUGAGCAUAUUGUCAAAACAGCAGGGAGAGCUCUGGGCCUUGGAGUUGUGAACAUCCUGCAUACUAUUAACCCCUCCCUUGUGAUACUUUCUGGCAUCCUUGCAAGCCAUUAUAUCAACACUGUCAAAGAUGUGAUUCAUCAGCAGGCGUUGUUCUCUGUGCAGAAUGUCAAGGUGGUUGUCUCAGAGCUGUCAGAUCCUGCCUUGCUUGGAGCUGCUAGUAUGGUUCUGGACUAUACAACACGCAGGAUAUACUAGGCAAAACAUUGGAAGGAAACACAUUACUGCAGUUUAUAGCAGUUCUCUGAAAAGAGAGGUUUCUUACUGAAGUCAACUUUCUUUUUUUUAAGUAGGCUAGUAGGGUCUUCAGAUCUAUAUCUUACUUUUUUAAUGUGCUGUUUCAUUGGGUGCUGGAAGAACACAGGAUCCUGGGAAGAUUGCUCACAGGGAGACUUUCUCACAGAUCUUUAUGAAACUAAAAAAUUCCUGGGGAUGACUGAAUGCCAGACAUCUAAAAAUAAAAAUGAGAGACCUGAAUUCCCUUACUACUUCCUACUCAUAGAUUUUCCAGCUACAUGAGCCAAGACGUAGUCAUCUCAGUAACCAGAAACUGGAAUAGUCAUUAAACAAAGAAAGAAACCUUCCAUAUGUGCAACAGUGUGCAACUGUUCCUGCCUCUGCAGAGGCUAAAUGAGCAGCUAUAAUCUUUAUGAGAUACUACAACAAUCGUAAUGCUAGGCUAUCCAGCAGUAUGCAGUGAUCAUCCAUGUAUUUAUUUGUUAAAUUAAUAUUGAAAAACCUAGUUUGGAAGAAGAGCCCAAUGAUAUAUGAUGCACUUACAAGUACAGCUUCCAAGAGCCUUGACGACUUGCUAGGAUGAAGAAGAAAGUGAUAUCUUUGUCACAUCCACCUGUAGUGGAAUUUUAUCCUCUAAUGCGGAGGUUAAAGACACUUCCUGGUCUUUUGUUGCAGCUUCACGUUUAGAGGACUGUGCAGUUAACCUCAGUAGUCUUUUGUGUUACAUGCUUUCUUUACUUAUCCAUGCUGGUGGCUAGACAACUGGUUGGAGAAAGGAAUCUUGUCUGAUGUGUGUGUGUUUAUCAUUCAACACUUGUUUUGUCUUCAUUGUCUGGAUAAAUUCCACACUUAAACUGACCUUCAAAGAUGUCACAGCAGCCCAAGCACUAAUCUAUUUAGGUGCCUAUUUUCUAUUGGUAGAUUUUUGUUAGGCUACUGUAUGAUGCUCCCAACAAUAGCCUCAGCUAUAUGUUGCCCCUUGAGGCUGCAAGUCUAAGCAGGCUUACUCAGAAGCAAGAACUGGUUCUUUAUACAGCACUACAGGCAUUCCAAUGUUUGACUGAUGUUUGUAGUAACCAUGCUUGAAGACAUUAAUUGGAGACUG